CAGGCUGUGCACAAGGCAGAACAGGCAACGCAGGAGAAGAGUUAGCUUGGAUCUGAUCUGCUGUUUUAGAGCUUGCAUUUUUGUCUAGUGAUUUUCCAAAAAGCUUCUGCUUAUUUUCUGCUAUUUUUUUUUCUCUUUGGCUGAUUUUUUAUUAAAAUAACAUGCAUGCUGCAUGUUGGGUAAAUUUAAGACCCACUUACGAAUCCUGGUGCAGAGGAAUUAUUUACAUCUGAUGGAUAUUUUCUGUGCUUAUUGCAUAGUAAUGAACCUCUGACAGGCGCGACCUUUCAUAAGACAGCCCACAUUAUUGGCUUUCUGCCCAGAAUAUUGCUGCAACACUAUCUGUGAUUGGUUAUCUUCCUAUCAUGCAUUGCUUCACAAGGGAAACAGCCCCUUUUUUUUAAUAAAUCUACGAUGGCUGGCUGCAAUAUGCUACUCUGUUGGUAUUAAGAAGUGCCUUUUCUGACGUCUCUGCUGCUUGGAACCCGCUUGUAGAGCAGUCUCUGCUUUUGCCUUGCUUGCUGCCAGCUAGACUGCGACAAGAGCACAUCCACCCUGCAAAUCUAGUCCAGACAAACCCCUUUUUCUGUUCUUAAUCAAGACAAACCCUAUGCAUCAGGCACGGUGUUACGCUGUUAUUAUAGUAGCAAAAAGGAAACAUUUGAUGAAAAACUAGGGUUGCUGCUGCCGUGAAUCAAGGAGAGAGCAAUACACACAGGGGAUAGAGAGGGGGAGAGAGAAAGCCUUUUGAUUAUUGCUUUACACUGCUGUAUCUCUCCAUGCCAAACUAAUCAAUACCGAUUGCACCACAAAACCCAAUUGUCAAUUCAGCUGUGUGGAGAUUACCUUUCAGACAACUUUACUGAGAGCAGCUUGGAAAUUCUGUGUCAGCAGAGGGUCUGCCACGUUUUCAUGCUUGUAUUUUGGGCUCGAAAAUUGGAACUCCAAAUGGGUUACUGAAAGCAAAGUGUAAGCUCCAGGCUAUCAUUGUUAAGUUUGGUGAUCGUCACAUUUCAGAAUACAUAACCUUGUAAGAGAUUGUUUCCAAAUACGUACAUCUGUAUGAGAAUACAGAGAGCACAAUUUUACUCUUUAACAAUAAAACAAAGAUAUACAUUUUGGAGUUGAGUUUCACAGCUACGGUGUACCUGGUUUGGUUUUAUUUCACUUUUACUGAGAGUUUUUAACUACCUGUAAAUAUAAAGUAUGGCUGUUAGUGUGGCACCAAUUCGGGACACAAAAUGGCUAACGUUGGAAGUGUGUAGAGAGUUCCAAAGAGGGACAUGUUCACGGCCAGACGCAGAAUGUAAAUUUGCACAUCCGUCGAAAAGCUGCCAAGUCGAAAAUGGACGAGUAAUCGCCUGCUUUGAUUCAUUGAAAGGUCGUUGUUCCCGAGAGAACUGUAAAUAUCUCCACCCCCCACCACACUUAAAAACACAGUUAGAGAUAAAUGGACGGAAUAACCUGAUUCAGCAGAAGAAUAUGGCCAUGCUGGCCCAGCAAAUGCAGUUAGCCAAUGCAAUGAUUCCUGGUACUCAGCUUCAACCUAUGCCAAUGUUUUCAAUGGCACCUAGCCUAGCCACCAACGCAACAGCAGCCUUUAACCCAUACCUGGGUCCAAUGUCACCAGGCCUUGUGCAAGCUGAGAUUCUACCUUCAGCACCAAUGCUAGUCGCAGGUAACCACGGAGUGGCGGUCCCAUCAGCAGCUGCUGCCGCUGCACAAAAGCUAAUGCGCACAGAUAGGCUAGAGGCCAGCUACAAUCAGGCAGCUGCAGUGCGAGCUUCCCCACGUUGCCCAACCAAUGACCUCAACCCAGAUGUGGAGGGAGCACCCUCUUUAUGGGUGAGAGGUAGUUCAGUCUCCAUGCCAGCUCAAUCCUGGGCCUCUCCUGAGCAGAGACUGCCAGUUGUGCCAAAUUAUGUGUGGUGGUUUUAUGAUGUGGACUCCUGCCCUUUGGGAACCGAGCUGAGACCAGCAAACUCAUAUCACUUAGGACACCAGGCAAUACUUGACCCGCGGUCCCAGAAGAGAAAGGUAUGUCGAGAGUAUCAGCGUGGCAAUUGCAACAGAGGAGAAAAUGACUGCCGGUUUGCUCACCCAGCUGAGAGUGCAAUGAUUGAUACCAAUGACAACACAGUUACUGUGUGCAUGGAUUAUAUUAAAGGAAGAUGUUCAAGGGAAAAGUGCAAAUACUUCCACCCUCCUGCACAUUUGCAAGCCAAAAUUAAGGCUGCCCAAUACCAGGUCAACCAAGCUGCAGCCGCUCAGGCGGCAGCUGCUGCAGCAGCCAUGACUCAGUCGGCUGUCAAAUCACUGAAGCGACCCCUCGAGGCAACCUUUGACCUGGGAAUUCCUCAAACUGUACUUCCCCCAUUACCAAAGAGGCCUGCUCUUGAAAAAACCAAUGGUGCCACCGGAAUGUUUAAUACGGGUUUUUUCCAGUACCAACAGGCUCUUGCUAACAUGCAGUUACAGCAACAAGCAGCCUUUUUCCCACCAGGCUCAAUAUUGUGCAUGACACCCGCUGCAAAUGUUGUUCCCAUGGUGCACGGUGCAUCGCCGGCCACUGUGUCGGCAGCAGCCACAUCUGCAACAAGUGUCCCCUUCGCUGCAGCAGCCACAGCCAACCAGAUACCCAUAAUAUCUGCAGAUCAUCUGAGUAGUCACAAGUAUGUUACACAACUCUAAAGAUUGUCACCGCACAAUCAUACUAAGGAGAAAUAAACAGUGUGCUUUAAAUUACAAUACAGGACAAGGCCAUUAGCCAUAUUAUGCAUAUAAGGAAGAAAAACCCAUCUACGUCCUGCAUGCUAAAAGAUAACAAGAUCGACAUGGAAAUCCAUUGCACACUGUUACAUAUAUAAUUUGUACAUUUAAUUGAUAUUUGUGCUAAGGUGAAUUUCUCGUCAAAGUAUACAACAUAUCCCAUCUUUUCUAGCACAGAGUUUGCGUAAAAACAUUUCCCAGUCUCCAUCACAUAUUCAUUUCCUAAAUGUUCAUCUUGUUACUCUGAAAAUUCAGACUAUAUAAUGUUUCCAUCAAUCUCCCAUAUAUUGGUACGUCUGUAGACCAAGAUUAUCAUUUUUAAGUAUUUUGUUUCGAGGUUUACAAAUAAGAAAAGGUGCACCUUGUAUUUAAAAUUGCCAUUGUAGCUAGAACAUGCAUGCAAAGUAGUUUUUUAAGGAUAUUAUUUUUGUUAUAGAUUGUAAGAGAUGGCAAGAGAUAUCUGACACGAUGAAUGUGCCAAGCAAACCACAGUUGUGUAUGUUUUAAAGCACAUUAAGGCUUUAAGUAUGGUAUUUCUAAACAUUCUCAUUAAGUGCCAUUGACUGUACAUCAUUUUAGAGUAUUACUCUAGCAGUGUUAUUUUUUUUAAUUUUUUUUUAGAGCCACAUUGUGUUUUUUUAGUUUGAAUCAGUGAAGUUUACUAUUGGGUUUUGAAAGCCAAAGUUGUCACAUGCUUUUAUCUGAACCUAAGGUGUGAAGGUGACAUCACAAGAAAUGAAAUCCUUGUAUGUGUUAGUUUUGCAGAGUAUGUACAGUGUGUAUUGUACUUGGUGACAAGUUGGUUGGGUUAAAAGCAGGGAUAAAGUGGCAAGAGAUAGUUCACCGUGUUCACUGUGCAAGUCACUACAGUGACUAUUUUGGAGACUACAACAUUAUGGGCAUGGUAUGUAUCUUUUUGCUUUAAAAGAGGAUAUUUUUUCCUAGGACCAAGGUGCAGUAAUGUCAGUGACAUAUUUAAGAUGUUCUACCCGUUUCAGAACUUAAUUUUUAUUAUAUACUCAAUUUUUAGGUUAUUAUGGGGAGGGGGAUUUUAUUCGAUUGCUGUAUCAAGAUGUUUUUGUUUUCCAGAAUUAACAUGAUUUCUGCCUGAUUGGUGUACAAUUUACAUCAGUGCAGCUUUUUAUCCUCACAAAAUACCAAUCUGUCUCUGAUAAUGGAAGAUACAUUGGACAUUUGGAAUGUAGUAUAUAGCUAUAUAUAUAUAUAUAUAUAUAUAUAUAUAUAUAUAUAUAUAUAUAUAUAUAUAUAUAUACUGUACCUAAAACUUGCCAAUUUUGCUUCUAGCAUCCCUUCAGAUAGCCUUUACAUAUCUUAACAAGGAUAUCUACAGUAUCUUAGUACAUAAAGAAAGUAUUUCAUGGAUGAAAGCUGGUUAGGUUUUAAAUAUAAAUGUUCUUUUAAAGAUUUCAAAAAAUAUGAAAGGGAGAAGGUUAUAUUACAACUCACUACUAGCACCUGGAAACUGUCAUUAAUUUCAACAGUAAUUUCUAUGUUUAAGUCCUGCCCUAGCACUUAUGCACUUAUGUGCCUAAACCACACAGUUUGCACCUCUUUGUAAAUGCCUUAUGGUUCAUCGUACAUAAUUGCCAUAAUAUGUGUACUUGUGCCAAGGUAUCAUUUUCACUGGUUCUUUUUUUGGACACAAAACUGUGCAUUGUACAAUCUAUUUACCAUUAUCCAGUAUACAUGAGAUUGUAUUUAGUAUUUCAAAGAUAAUUAUAAAUAGUGGCCCGGUAUACAUAGUUUUACAAGCAAAUAUUUUUAGGCUGAAAAAAAAUAAAUCAUAGUUUAUGACAGUUAAUAUAAAUGAUGAGAAAGAAAUACACAAAUUAGGCUAAUUAUGUUACUUCAGAAGCUACAUACAAAACAGUCUUCAUAACCCCAGUAAUACCUCAGAGAUAAUUUACAAAUAUAUUUUUGCUCACAGGACAUAUGAUAGUUAGAAAAUGACAGAUUUCUUGCACAUAAGAAGCAGUUCUGUCUGUUGUUGAGGUGAUACUCAACCUUUUGAUUGCCAGAGCAGGCUGCAACUUAUUCAAAGUGUUAUAGUCUUCUUAGACAGCUAAGCAAUCAAGUUGAUAAUUAAUUGAAUUUUUUUUUUAUUAUUUGUAAAAAAAAAUUAAUAUUAAAAUGUUAAUGAGGACUGUGUUGUAUAUAUGUAUAUUCAAAUAUGUACAAUAUACGUGUACAUAUUCUUAGAUCUUUCAUAAUAUGUGUACCAACUCAAUACAAUGGAAUAUACAAUAUUAUUGGCAUCAGCAAUGUAGAUACUGUCAAAAAUACACACCAACAAUUUUGUUAUACACAAUAUAAUAUAGAUUAAAGGAUAAGCUAUUUCUGUGAUGUCACAGAACAGACUAUAGGAUGAGACUAUUAUAUUUAGGUUUUUUUUUUAAGCACCAUGAAAGUUUAAUAGUCAAUUUAUAGCUUAACUUUUUUUUUUAUGAGGCACACAUUAAUUUAACUAAAAUGAAGAUACAAACCAAAAUAUAGAGGGAAGUGUAAAUUUUAUUAGAAGAGAUUAAGUUAUUGGGCUAAAUUAUAUUUGUGGCAUUUUUGAUUUGGAAAGGAACCCCUUUGCUGGCAGAGGACCUUGCAAUACUACUUAAUGGCGGGUAAUAAUUCACUUUUUUUUUGGUAGCUCCCAUAAGGGCAAGAUUGUAUAAAUGCUCAUACUAGCCUCAUUGAUAUUGCCUUUAUCUGCAGUAUUUGGGGCUUUGUUAUACCCAUAUAUGUGUUCCGUGCAGUAUAACCCAACAGUAUAUAUUAUGAUCUUAGUAGUCCUUUAUGAUCACACAAAAAAGAGACUGUCGCUAUGCAUCCAGUUUCAUCCAAAGGAUUUCCUUAAUCUGCACAGAAUAUGAGUUUGAGAACUUAUUACAAAGAAUGAUUUGCUGCUGGAAGAAGCCAAGUAACAGACAAUUUAAGUUGGAUGAGAAACAUUGGAGGUCAAUGCUUCCAUGUUAACAACAAAAAUUUUAUUCUCUAAACGGAUGUUUUUAGUAUGAAACAAAUGUUGAUUUUAAUGAUUGUACUGUACAUCUUUUAAAGCCUUAGAUUACAUUACGGGUUAAAAUCCCCACCAAUGUAAUUUCAGUUGUGUUAAAUAUAAGUGAUUUCACAAUUUAUGGUAGUUACAUACAUAGUUAAGAGUACCUUUCUCUUGUUAGAAUGUAGUUGUUUAUUUUCUAUACAUUUAUUAGUAUGUUUUUCUUUCUAUUGCAAGUUAAAUAAUGCUUUCAGUUUAUAUAUUUUUUUUUGCUUCAAAUUUACUGAUGACUUUUUCAAAAUAUAUAAAAAGAAUAAAAAGUAGUUUUUUUUUUCUUCAUACCAUAUUUAGUUUUGAACUUACAUGUAUUGUCAGAUAGAUAUUUGUAUUAUUGUUAACUAAAUGAUUUAUAUUUUACUGAUUUAAUAUUACUAUGUAAGAAUAUUGGUCAUUGUUAGUUCCUGUCUAGUUUUCACUAAAAGAACAAAGAUCUUUUUUAUGGAUAUCUUAUAUAAUGUAAUCAUUGAAAAGUGAGAAGUUAAAUUGCUGCUACGGCAACAAUCCUGGCAGGCAUCUAAGUAAUAUUUUAAUGAGUUAUUUUGUUUGUAAUUAGUUAUAUAAGAAAAUCUAGAUCCUAGAUAUUUCCUAGAUGUUAGAGUAUAAAGAUUUAUUUUCUACUGUAUCCAUUAAAAUAUUGUUUUAAUAUUUUUGGAAAUCCCUGAAUAUCAGGCCUUGUUAAGAAUAAGCUGCAUAAUCAAUACAUCAAGGGACAUUAUUGAUGAUUAUCCAAAUACUCAAAGUUUACGUGAAGAAAAUAAGAGUGUGCAAGCUCUUGAAAGUUGAUUAUGCUGCAAUUUAGCAUGUCGGAACAGAUAGGGAGAGUUGACUUUUUUGCACUUCUGUAUAUAGUCAAAAAAGAGAGAACAUGUAAUAUAGUAAGAUCUUAUUUUGAAUAAAAAAUGUCUAUAAUUACAAGGAGUUUUGUUAAGGCUCAUAAAAUGAUAUGCUGAACAAAAUUGCUUGCAAAAGUGGCACAGAGUUAGCACUCCAUACCCCUUGAAAAAAAUGCUAUGCUUUUUUUGUGGGCAGCUUGUAGUUUGCCAGGAUUUUUUAGCUGGACAGAUAUAUCAUUUUUCCAAGAUCAUGUUAAACACCCACCGGUCCAAAAUCUGCUUGGUGAUCAUAACUUAAACAGAGCAGGUACUUCAACCCGCAAGGUAAACUUGUGGAUUAAAUAAUCCUUACAUUAUUCAAAACUACUGCAUGUUUAAAGUAUCACAAAAAAAUAAAUAAACUAUAUUAAGGGUAUAUACUAUACAACCAGUUUCUGACAGUUUGGUAGUUUAACAUUCACAAGACAAAUUUUAAAAGAAUAUUGAUUUUUGCAAACCUUAAAUCAUAAACAGGCAAAAACCAACAGCGCUUAAUAGCUGUAGUAGUUAUGUGAUUUUUUUACUGCUGUAACAAUUUGUUCUUUCAGCAGAUGACCCAUAUUCAAAUUCUUAAAAAAUUGCACUCACUAAACAGUAUACUAUUAUAAACCAAAGCUGAAAAUGAUUUAUAUUGGACAAUUAUUUUACCCACAAUUCACAAUGGUAUAUCUAAGUUGCACUUAAACUGAACCUUUGAAAUCUUCAUCUGCUGAAAGGACAGAUAAGCUUGAUUUUGCUAUUGUGUAACAUCAGAUUUACUUUUUGCUUGUAGUUGCUUAAACUUAUGUACUCUGUCUUCGGCUGCAGUUUGUUUUUAUGCUUAUUUUAUUCUUAAUGCUAUAGUUGACUUUGUUGUAUGAAAAAAAUAAAAUAAAGUGAAAUUGCCCUAAUAAAACUUCA
Bombina bombina (fire-bellied toad) is the source of this 7611-nucleotide messenger RNA. RefSeq names its product muscleblind like splicing regulator 1 (gene MBNL1). The transcript is spliced from 12 exons. Gene Ontology annotation, molecular function: metal ion binding. Lineage: Eukaryota; Metazoa; Chordata; Amphibia; Anura; Bombinatoridae. The record is from RefSeq and is a predicted model, not a curated record. Bases 1207 to 2691 code for a protein of 494 amino acids.